GCCUGGCCACAGCUCACGCCCCACCACGCUGUGGGGGUCAGCUGCUGUGCCCCUCGGAGUUUCUCAGCGGCGGCAGCUGCCGGACCUGCGCAACGGUGUAUUUGCAGGACUGGGGCGACUCCUACCGGAUUUCAGGGCUGCUCCAGUGGGCUCCUCUUGCGGAUGGGGUAGAUGGAUAUGAGGUGUGGGUGAUUGAUGACUGCGGGUCGCUUCUGGUACUGCUUGGCUUCGUGCCAGCGGAUGGAGAGCCGGUUGCCAUUCAGUGCUGCGAUCCCAGCUGGUACUUUUUGGACGUCAGCAGCGAGAUACCUUACGAGUCGGUGGGCUUUGCAAUCAUCCCUCUGCAGGGAGAGGAGUGGCUUUCCGGCGCUUUGCUUCCCAUUUUGAACCGCGAACCUCUUCCAACAUCAACAACCACGUGGACAGCCACUACUGCCUCAAUUACCACAACCAGCACAACCACCGCAACCACCACAACCACCACAACCACCACCACAACCACAACAACCACCGCAACCACAGCCACAGCAACCGCCACAACCGCCACAGCCACAGCUACAACAGCCACGGCUACAGCAACUGACACCACGACUACGACGGCAAGUGCUGCCGCUGCAACAACAACCUUGUCCUCAUCGACGAUGACCACUUUCCAGGCCUUUGAUCCAGGCGAUCCGGUGCAAAUCGAAGGAUGCAUGGACAUCGUCCUGGCAGACAACUCCGUCUUUCUGGAUCCAAAUAACUUGGAGGCUGCAGAGACCGUCGUCCAGGAGGCGGUGGCGGAGGCUGCCGGAGAGGAUGUGCAGCCGUCCAACGUCCAGGUUUCAUUCCAGACCAGGAGCUGUGGAGAUGCGCGGCGCUUGCAAGCGGGGGCUUUGCUCGCGGCAGUCUUCGUGAUUGUGCUGCCUAGCGCCGAGCUGCCGGUGAUGCAGCGCGUAAGCCAGCGAAUUGAGCAGACCUCCCCGGAGGCUGCGACGGUCAUCUUCAACAACGCUCUUCAGAAGCAGGAGCCAUUCACGGCGGUGCAGGCGCGAGCCGGGGGUGCGAACAUUUAUGGCGGCAGCCGGGGGCAAAGUGCGCGAUGGAUGCGAAUGUUGCAGAAAGGGCCGGAAUGA
Messenger RNA from Effrenium voratum, 1115 nucleotides. The record is from the annotation of a GenBank genome assembly. Lineage: Eukaryota; Dinophyceae; Suessiales; Symbiodiniaceae.